Molecule: messenger RNA, 4205 nt
Organism: Culex quinquefasciatus (southern house mosquito)
Lineage: Eukaryota; Metazoa; Arthropoda; Insecta; Diptera; Culicidae
Gene: Lis-1
Product: lissencephaly-1 homolog
Exons: 7
Coding region: 1269-2504 (411 amino acids)
Biological process (GO): germ cell development; vesicle transport along microtubule; retrograde axonal transport
Cellular component (GO): neuronal cell body; microtubule associated complex; neuron projection
Molecular function (GO): dynein complex binding; microtubule plus-end binding
Source: RefSeq, a predicted model, not a curated record
GGUUGAGUUUGUUGUAUCGCUGCGCGACUAGGGUUACGGACAACUGUUUCGUGUGCGUGGGUGUAACUAGUGUUCUUGUAAGGAGAAGAAUUCCUCAGGACUUUGACCACUUGCCGGAAGUCCAAAGUCCGCGGAGUGAUCCGAAGAUUCGGCGAAGAAGUGGCGUACUCACUGCUCACAUAUGAGUAGCAGCAGAUUAGCAGUGCUUGAAAAGUGGAGUGGAAUUAAUGAAAUUACAAUCCAUUUCUGUGGUUUUCGUGUGAGGCUGCUGCGUACUCGCGCAGGGUGAAUCAAACCAUCAAGCAGUAGAAGCGAAGAAGUGGAAGAGUGGAAGGCUGCAAGGAAGAAGGAAAUCAAGAGAAUAAUAAUACCUGUGUGAUUUGAGAGUGAUAGACGCAGCAGCAGCAGACACAUUGGUGGUUGAAGCACUGCACACAAGAAGACUUGUCGAGGAAACCGGUUUGCUCGCGUUGCCCCAGCUCUCCUUUGGCUGCGGAGAUCUUCGCACUCUAUACGCUCUGUACGUCAUCGUCAUUAUUAUCGAUUAGUUCGCCGGCGCUGAUGUACUCGCUCCGGACUGGAGCUGAAGUUCUGGAGAGCAUCUGGGGAGUUGAAGGAUCUUUAAAACUCACAAAUUCUUCCCUGUUCCGAAACACGAUGAUUCUAUCGCGGAGCAUAACGAGCAGUUUUAAUUUAAGGCAGUGAAAACCAACAACACCUGGCCCGUGAUUUUCCUGGGGUGUGUUGUACGAGAGUAUAUUUUCGAAGGCCUAACCAGAGCCAAGUGUGCGUUUCUGUGCAGUGUUGCAGAGGAAGAUCAUCGAUUUGGAAAAAGUGUACCGAGAUAUAUAUUUAUUUCAAUAUUUAUUUUGCUGUGUGUCAAUUGGGCAAGCCGGCAGAGAAGCAGAGUGCCGUGUGUGUGUGUGUGUUUGUGAUAAGAAGCGAAUCACACAAUUACGAAAAAUUGCCGUGUUUGUGCAGCGUGUGAGUUUCGACGAGAAAUUUUUGUGAAGCCGUUGAUUGGGCGUCCGAAAAGAGGAACCAGCCCGCAAGAAGAGCUGCUGCUGCGGUAGUGAAAGUGAAGUGAUAGCUCUGUUCAAAACUGUGGCAAUUGGCAUUGUUGCAGAGAGUACAGGAAGUGACCACCCAACCAGCGGUCACCAGCGACGGCGGAGGUUCCAGUUUGGUUGAACCCCCCCGGGCAGAAACCCCGAACUCAACUUCAGCACCUACAAUUCGAACACAACACAAUUUCCGCCAACCAAAACAUGAAAAUGGUGUUGUCACAACGGCAGCGCGAGGAGCUUAACCAAGCGAUUGCCGACUACCUGGGAAGCAAUGGAUACACAGACGCCCUGGAGGCCUUCCGGAAGGAGGCGGACAUGCCGAACGAGAUCGAGCGCAAGUACGGUGGCCUGCUGGAGAAAAAGUGGACCUCGGUGAUACGGUUACAGAAGAAGGUGAUGGAGCUGGAGGCGAAACUGUCCGAGGCGGAGAAGGAGGUCAUCGAGGGAGCACCCACAAAGGCGAAGCGCACACCGACGGACUGGAUCCCGCGGCCGCCGGAAAAGUUCACCCUCGCCGGCCACCGGGCCACAGUGACGCGCGUCGUCUUUCAUCCCGUGUUCAGUAUGAUGGUGUCGGCGUCCGAGGACGCCACCAUCAAGAUCUGGGACUUUGAGACGGGCGAGUACGAGCGGACGCUCAAGGGGCACACCGAUUCCGUGCAAGAUCUGGCGUUCGACUCACAGGGAAAAGUGUUAGCCUCCUGCAGUUCAGACCUCUCGAUCAAGCUGUGGGACUUCCAGCAGACGUACGAGUGCAUCAAAACCAUGCACGGCCACGACCACAACGUGUCGUCCGUCUCGUUCGUCCCGGCCGGCGACUACCUGCUGUCGGCGUCCCGCGACAAAACCAUCAAAAUGUGGGAGGUGGCCACCGGGUACUGCGUGAAAACGUUCACCGGGCACCGCGAGUGGGUCCGGAUGGUGCGCGUCAACGUGGACGGCUCGCUGAUGGCGUCCUGCUCAAACGACCACUCCGUGCGGGUAUGGCAGACCAACUCCAAGGAGUGCAAGGCCGAACUGCGAGAGCACGAAAACACCGUCGAGUGCAUUGCCUGGGCACCGGAAUCGGCCACGGCGGCCAUCAACGAGGCAGCUGGGGCGGACAACAAAAAGGGAGCCCACCAGGGACCGUUCCUAGCGUCGGGAUCCAGAGAUAAGACGAUUAGGAUCUGGGACGUCAGCUCCGGGCUGUGUCUGUUCACGCUCGCCGGCCAUGACAACUGGGUCCGGGGCAUCGUGUUCCAUCCUGGCGGCAAGUACAUGAUUUCCGCCAGCGAUGACAAAACGUUGCGCGUCUGGGACCUGCGCAACAAGCGCUGUAUGAAGACCCUGUACGCGCACCAGCACUUCUGCACCUCGCUCGAUAUGCAUAAAUCUCACCCGUACGUCAUAUCGGGCAGCGUGGACACGACGGUCAAGGUUUGGGAGUGUCGCUAAGCGGCGACGCCACGGUUCCGCAAGCCGUCUCGCUUUCAAUUGUUCUUUUUUUGUACUACUACUACUAACUCAAUAGUGAUUGGAGUGGAGUGUGUGAAACAGGCAAACACCCGAGCGCGCGCGCACGCACGCCGCAAGGGAAGACGAACAGCAGAACGCCGCCGGAAGUGGCAGCGUGGAAUGUUGUUGUUGCAGCAGCAGCAACUGAACAGCAGAGGUAUCUCUAUUUCAGUAACUAAAAGUUCUACAAAACAUACGCAAGCAAAAUGCAAAACAAACACACACACACUAACAUUCUACAAACACAAUACACAGAAGAAAGAAAAAACACAUUACAUAUGGAUAACCAAGCUAAGAUUUACAAUUGUACCAGUAACAGGCAAGCAAAAAGAACACUCAAAAAUUAAUCUCCUUCUUUUAAUGAAAUCAGCAUUGAUAGCAAACAAAACAAGUUUCCAUAGUUUGAACCUUAAACUACCCACACCACAGUCAACAUAAAAACAACAACAAACAACAGCAGCAACAUACUGAUUAUAGCGAUGCAAGCAUGCAAAAAUUUACAACAACAAAAAAAUACAUAUUAUCAUAUUCUAUUCUUAUAAUUACCUAUUCUUAGAAAGUAGUAGAAACUAUAUUGGGAAAAUCAAGCAAACAAAAAAACAAACGCAGAUGAAGCAAAAAACAUGAUUUUGGACGGAGCGAGCGCGGGCUUGCGCGGCCACGCGGCCGCAAUCGAUGAAGGGGAACGCCUGACCUGAACGACCAAGACGACUGAGUACGAUCACCGCCAACGCAACGCCUACGAACGAAAAAGAAAACGAUUUGCAAAAUGUGACGAAACUGUUUGCGUUCGAUUAUUGUUGUUCUCUCUUAUCGUGCGCACAAGCAGCCAAAAGCAGCUCGUUCGGUUCGAAGGUCUCGAGGGUCUUUCCGCGUCUGGGGGUCGUUGAAAAUGGGGACAGAACAUCGUCCGGAGGUCCAGAAUUGGUGCGUUUUUGCGGGUUUCGUUCUAGUACUGCAAAGAGAGACAAUUUCUUUCUUGGACAGGUUCGGAGAGAUUCUGUCGGCGAGAGGAUGCUUACAGUGCAGUACUAGAGCAAACCCAAAUGUUUCAUCUCGCUCAGUAGUAGUACUAGAUUGGCGUGACGUGUCGCAUACCGUGUAUGCUGCACUAGCUCACCAAACUGCUCAAUAUCAGCGUUAAGAUUUUGGAACUGUAGCACAACGCGACAUCGAAAUGCAAUUUUUUUGGAUAACUAGGGAGUAAAGUUGUGUUCAAUCUAGUACCGCAACGAGGUUAGGAAAAAUGCACAUUUUGUAGCUAAUUUUAUUGAAUUUUCCAAAUUAAUUUUUUUCCGUGUUUUCUCUCACUGUCUGCGCUCUGCUCGGAACAAAAGUUACGCCAGAGCGCAACGCGUGAGAGAAGACGAGCGAAAAUGUGUCGGAAAGAGAGAGAACCUUUCUCUUUUCUCUUUACAAACUGCCUGCUUUUUGGGAGCUGCUGCUCAAACAUUCUACUGGAUUUGCGCAAAUGAUUCUCUUAUUUUGCGCGCGCGUGCGCGAGUUGUUUCAUUCCCGUGUAAAUAUAACAAAUUAAAAUCAGGAAGAAUGUCGUAGCUCGAUUGCGAGAGUAAUUUUUACCACACACUCACAUUUACAAACACACAAAUAUUAGUGAAUUAUUUUUUACAAUCACAAAAA